AUGGCUCAAGAGACUCAACAGAAUGAACCUCGUGGAUCCAUUAGCUUGCGAAAUUCCCAGUUGCAAUAUCCCAACUCAUCAGCAAUCGCUAACAAUUGCUCAUCUUCUAGUGAUAUUCACACUGCACACCAGAUAUCCAGUUCCUCUGUUAAACUGCAUACAGUGACACCCGUUUGUACACUGACUAACAAUAAUCAACCAAUUCAGUAUAUUGGGUUGGAGGCCAGGACUGUAUGCGUCCCUGUUUGUAGUUCUCAUUCAUUAUAUCCCCACUCGGUUGUACAUCGUGCAUCUCCAAAUUCAAAUGUUGGAUAUAACUCUGGAUCUAUGACUCAUGCUCAUUGCAGCACUUCAAGUGGUCAGCCGGAUAUGCUGAGCUAUGCAGAACUAUUUCCAUGCAACAAGUGA
Trichobilharzia szidati is the source of this 408-nucleotide messenger RNA. The record is from the annotation of a GenBank genome assembly. NCBI's taxonomy places the organism in Eukaryota, Metazoa, Platyhelminthes, Trematoda, Strigeidida, Schistosomatidae.